Molecule: messenger RNA, 1554 nt
Organism: Aspergillus novofumigatus IBT 16806
Lineage: Eukaryota; Fungi; Ascomycota; Eurotiomycetes; Eurotiales; Aspergillaceae
Product: cytochrome P450
Exons: 5
Coding region: 1-1554 (517 amino acids)
Molecular function (GO): oxidoreductase activity, acting on paired donors, with incorporation or reduction of molecular oxygen; heme binding; monooxygenase activity
Source: RefSeq, a predicted model, not a curated record
AUGAUGCAGCUGCACUUGGUUUCUACUUAUCCAAGUCUACCUAUCGCUCUGGUUCUCAGCGCUGUAUUCCCCCUCCUCAUCGCCGUCGUUUUUGGGCACUGGAAGAUUCCCCCUUCAUUCCCCAAGGGGAUACCCGCGUUGGAGGAAGAAAGAUUUUCUGGAUAUAAGAAGUUCAAUCAGUAUGAUCAGCUCUUUAUUUAUUGCAAUGCCAACCUCCGUCCUCAAGCCAUCUUGCCAGCAAAGGAUUUGGAAUGGCUGGUCCGGCAACCUGACAGUAUCCUAUCUUUCCAGGAAGCCCUGGAGGAAAGCAUAGGCUUUAAGCAUGUCUUUGGUACGACUUUUACUCCAGCGGACCGGAAGAUUGCCAGCCUGGUAAUCAGCCAGUUCCACACUCAGAAUAUAGGCCAGAUCCAGUCUGCUCUUGCGGACGAGGUCCGUCAAAAUAUUGAUAAGGAAUUUGGCAAGGAUUGCUACAACUGGAAGCCUGUCUGCCUCAUGGAAGUGAUGCAGAAAGUCGUACUCCGUGUGGCCAGCCGGGUCUCAUGGGGCUCACCGCUGUGUCAUGAUGACGCCCUCAUGCGGUCUUUUGCCACGUUAUUCAACUUCCAUGGGGGCGCCAUGAUAUUAUGCGGUCAAUUAAUCCCUUGGUUCUUACAGCCGCUGCUUGGCGCCUGCUUAAGCGUCCCCUUGCACUUUCUUCGAAAGAGAGUCUUAGCUACCACAACGCCACUCGUCAAGGAGUGGCUGGCCCAGAUUAGACAGGAGGAAAGAGAGCAGGUCCCUGAAAAGGAUUCCAGGGUCCCCUAUAACGCAGUAACCUCGUUCAUUCGAGUAGCUCGCAGAGUUUAUGGGUGUGAAAAUGUCGAUGAGGAACGGCUCCACCUGAUGAUCCUGAUCUUUUGGACCCUGUUCCCAUACAUGACCACUGUUCCUAGUUCCUCCGCUGCAAUCUUAGAUAUUGCCAGCACUCCGCCAGAAAUAGGACUAUAUCAGCAACUUCGACAAGAGGCCAAAAAAGUUCUCACUUCAGAGAAGGAAUGGGUGGAGCCAUCAUCUUUCAACAAGCUCCAUUACACAGAUAGUGCUAUCCGGGAGACAUUACGCCUGUCGCCAGUGGUAUUGCAUGGAUCUAACCGGGAGAUCAUCCAUCCAUCUGGUAUCACCAUGCCCUCGGGCCAACACCUGCCACGGGGAAUGUGGGUUGCCGGGUCCACGCUGGAUAUCCACAUGGACGAGAGAUUCUAUGCUGAAGGACAGCAAUACAAGCCAUUCCGAUUCGUCAAAGGGCAGACAAGUGAAGAUGGCACUGUCAUGUCCAAGCAGGAGAUUAAUCGGGUAGCAACUGCCUCGACGUUUAUGACAUUUGGUACAGGGCGUCAUGCGUGCCCGGGCCGGCAUUUUGGUGUCCAUCUGGUCAAGAUGAUAAUCGUCUAUGUCAUUUUAAACUAUGAUAUUGAACCACUCGAAAAAAGACCUGAAAACUUCGUUAUGGGUGAGCAUGUAAUUGUACCACCGACUGCUACUGUCCGAGUCCGACGGACAGAGGUCCAGUGA